Molecule: messenger RNA, 1299 nt
Organism: Naegleria lovaniensis
Lineage: Eukaryota; Heterolobosea; Eutetramitea; Acrasida; Naegleriidae
Exons: 1
Coding region: 1-1299 (432 amino acids)
Biological process (GO): proteasome-mediated ubiquitin-dependent protein catabolic process; protein polyubiquitination
Molecular function (GO): protein binding; ubiquitin protein ligase activity
Source: RefSeq, a predicted model, not a curated record
AUGGUGGUUCUUCUUCAUCUCCAAGAUUUCCAGAAUGCCAACCCUUCUCCAAACACCAACAUUUUACAUUCACUUCUUCAAUAUGCCCUUUCUCAACCUCCUCCAUCAUUGAAACAUGAAUUAUUUUCCAAUCAAUUCGAAUUGCAGCAUACUAUUGGACGUGUGGGCUGGAAUGGUCCCAUCUCAGAAUAUGAAUUACAUAAUCCACGUGAUAUUAAAAUUUCAUACCGUCAUGAGUGUAUCAUUGUGAUUGAAACGUGUCGAGUGAAUGUUCUCCUCAUACGAUUGGCCUUUUUUGAUUUAAAUUCGAAAAAGUUUUUAGGUGUUUUUGAUAGUCCCAGAACUGGAUAUUUAAAUUAUUUGUGUGUUGAGGAGAAUUAUAAUGAAUUACAACAAGAUGCAUUGAUUUUUGGAUGUUUUGAGAAAGCAGGUGUUUACAAGUAUGAUUUACACACCAUUAUGAAAUAUUGUUUACAUUCUAUUCCUUUCAAGAAUGAAGUUAAGGAUGUACAGGGGGAAGAAAAUGUAGUUUCACCAUCACUGGAUCAUGAAUACUUUGAAAAGCCUAAAUGUCAAUAUUUGUGGCAUGUGACAGAUCCCAUUCGUCAUCCAUGUGGAAUUGCUGUAUGUGAGCAAGAAAAGAACAAGCACUCUUCUUCAAUGAAUCAUGUCUAUGUUUGUGACUCUGAUGCUUGCUGUAUUCACAUUUUGAAUUCAAGAAAUGGGUCAUACAUUUCGAAACUUGACAUUUCCAAUAUGGAUCCAACCGUUUCAAUCAGUGGUGAUCAGAAAAUGCAUCCUUUUGGAAUUGCAUUUGCCAUGGAUCAUGUGACUGGAAAUCAAACUCUUUUCGUGAGUUGUAAUCCUGCUCAAAUUCAAAUUUUUGAGAAGAGACGAAAAAUUCCAUCCAUUCGUGACGAAUGUUUGAAUUGUUUUAAAAACCACAAACAAGAAGAAUGGAUGUUUGUGAAACAAGUGGGACAGUCUGGAACACAGAAUGGUGCCUUUAACGAUCCAAAUGCUCUUGCUGUUAUUUGUUCCAAUCAAGAAUUCCUCAUUUAUGUUUCCGAUUUUAGAAAUCAUAGAAUUCAAGUCUUUUCAUGGAAAGGAAAUAGAAAUGUGAAGGACACGACUAUACCUCUAAUGUCAAGCGAUUGGGAACACGUAAAAUCCUUUGGUACUUGUGGAAGAGGUCAACGUCAUUGUUUAUAUUUUCCAUUUUCAUUAUGUCUCAACAAGAAUUCUGGUGAAUUAUUAGUGACAGAUUCAAGUAAUUCAAGAAUACAAUUUUUCAAAUAA